This is a messenger RNA of Gracilinanus agilis (Agile Gracile Mouse Opossum), 1179 nucleotides long. It is a transcript of the gene HPDL, whose product is annotated as 4-hydroxyphenylpyruvate dioxygenase like. Gene Ontology annotation, biological process: aromatic amino acid metabolic process. Bases 1 to 1179 code for a protein of 392 amino acids. The record is from RefSeq and is a predicted model, not a curated record. Gene Ontology annotation, molecular function: 4-hydroxyphenylpyruvate dioxygenase activity. Lineage: Eukaryota; Metazoa; Chordata; Mammalia; Didelphimorphia; Didelphidae. The transcript has a single exon.
AUGGCCGCCCCGGUGGCCCGCCUCUGCCACAUCUCCUUGCACGUGCCCCGCGGGCAGCCCCUGGCCCGGGACCUGCAGCGCUGCUUCGGCUUCCGGCCGCUGGCCAUGCGGGAGGCGGGCGGCUGGCUGCAGCUGGCCCUGCACUGCGGGGAGGCCGUGUUCCUGGUGAAUGAGCGCGCCCGGGGCCCGGGGUCUGGCUCUGAGGGGCUCCUCUACGACGUGGACCCCACGCACCCCGUGCCCACCGCCUCCAACGUGUGCUUCGAGGUGGCCGACGUGCGGAGCGCCGUCGGGGCGAUGCAGGCCCUCGGCUGCCCAGUGGCUGUGGCGCCCAGGGCUGUGGCCGACACCCAGGGCACCGUCACCUAUGCGGUGGUGCGCUCCCCGGCCGGCAACCUGAGCCACACGCUGCUGGAGCGGGGCACCUAUGGGGGUCCCUUCCUGCCAGGCUUCCGGGCCUGUGGCCCCCCAGAGGCCCCCGACCCCCGCAGCCUCGAAGGCUGCUUCAGCCAUGUGGAUCAUGUGGCUCUGGCCUGCCCGCAGGGCAGCUCCCAGACCUGGCUGCGCUGGUACCAGGAGUGCCUGGGCUUCCGCUGUUUCUCCCUGGGCUCUGACGACCAGCCUCCGGAGCGGGGCUUGCAGAUCCGGGCCGGCAGAGCAGGGGGUCUGCAGCUGACUGCCCUGCAGGCACCCCCAGGCAGCAAAGCCCCCAUGCUGGUGCUGGGCGAGUCCCUGCCGGGCCUGGGGGAGACCCAGGACCAGAUCGAGCUGUUCCUGGCCCAGCACAGGUGCCCAGGGCUGCAGCAUGUGGCACUACACACAGCGGACAUCGCCACAGCCACCCGUCUGGUGGCUGAGGCCGGUGGCCGCCUGGUGGCCCCUCCUGCCUCCUACUACCAACGGAGGGACAAAGUGGCCCAGAUCCUGGCCGCUGGUGGAGAGCCGGAGAGGCUGGCCGAACUGGGCAUCCUGCUGGACCGGGACCAGAAGCAAGGCCCGGGCACCAAUUUCCUGCUGCAGGUCUUCACCAAGCCUCUCUUCUCGGAGGAGACCUUCUUCUUAGAGCUCAUCCAGAGACAGGGUUCCUCCACCGGCUUUGGCCAAGGCAACAUCCAGGCUCUGUGGGAGGCCCUGGAGGAGUACCUGACCUCCAGCCAGGGGGCUGGGAAGCCCCGCUGA